AUUAAUGGACGACUUCCUUAAAGAUCAAAUCCAAUAUGGCUGCCUCGUGAAAGAAACAUGUGCUUAAAUUUAAAAAUGUGGAAGUUCUCGGUGAUCAAAUGAAGUCAUACCAACGGAGUUAAUAUAGAUUUUGGUUUAUAUCAGUUAGUAUACUAAUGAUUCAGUCAUGGGUGAAUUUAGAGUCCACAGAGUUCGAUUUUUUGAGUAUCAGCCUAAAGCUAUACAGUGUAUUGUGUAUGGAAAAGAAAUAAAUAAAAUUGCCUUAUCUAGGUCAGAUGGUUGUAUUGAAAUAUGGGAUCUAGAUAAUGACUGGUACCAAGAAAAGGUUAUACCAGGAAGUGAAUCUAAAUCUAUAGAGACCCUAUGCUGGCAAGGACAGCGGUUGUAUUCAGCAGGACUUGAUGGCGAUGUGGUCGAGUAUGACCUCAAGAAGUUAGAGCCGAAGGCCACUGCCUCCUGCAAUGCUGGUCCUGUGUGGUGUCUAACUACAGAUUCGCAUGGAAAAUUUUUAGCUGCGGGUUCAGAGGACGGAUGUGUGGUGUUGUUUGACACGGAUUAUAGCUCAUUGCAGUAUUACAGGUCUUUUGAUAAACAGGAAGGUCGAAUCCUGUCCAUCGCAUGGAACACCAGUCUGGAGGUGAUAUUGACAGGAGGAGUGGACAACAUGAGGCUCUGGAGUGUGAAAUCUGGUCAUGCUGUACAGAGAAUGACUCUGGGAAGGGUGGGAAAAAACAAAGAGACUAUCGUGUGGUGUGUGGCUAUCCUCAGUGAUAUGACCCUGGUCAGUGGAGAUUCCAGAGGGAGAACAAUUUUUUGGAAUGGAAAACAAGGAACUCAAAUAAAGAGCUUUCAAACACACCAAGCCGACGUCCUGUGUUUAGCCGUUCACGAGAAUGAAAAGCAAGUGUUUUCCUCAGGAGUGGAUCCAAAGGUGGUGCAGUAUCAGUAUACCACUACCAACCAGGACAGCGACUGGAAAAUGUGGGUCAGGACGAACAUGUGGUAUCAACACACACACGAUGUCCGGGCCCUGGCCACCACCGGCAGGGAAGUGAUAUCGGGAGGUGUGGACACAAAUCUGCACGUGAAUCGACUUGGAAAGGAGAAAAAUAAACGAAAAAUUAGAGCGAUACCUGUGUAUCAGUUGGUGGAUGUUGCAAAGGAGAAAAAUGCCCUCCUGUUACAGUACCCGGAUUAUCUGGAGCUCUGGAGACUGGGAUACACCAGGAAAACGUCCAAUAAAGAUGGUGAAAUGCUACCAGAGGAAGUUCCUCCCCAGAAAUUGAUCCAGCUAAAAUCCAAAGAUGGUCAGCAUAUCGUCUGUAGUGCCAUAAGUUCACAAGCAAACUGGAUGUCAUACUCCGACUUAGAUGGUCUUAAAUUGUACAAAAUAACAAUGGGUGAUCCAGACUCUAUCAGCCCGUCAGUCAGUCUCAGGAAAAUGAAGAAAUGGUUUCCUCAAUAUUCAGCUCAUCGCAUUGUUUUCACACCUGAUGAAAAGUUUUUAGUCGUGGCAACCUCAUGUCAAAAAAUUGCAGUUGUCUCCCUUGAAGAAGACUCGGUGUCCCUGUUCCACAGCUGGGAUAAUUUCACAGAUGAGUCUAUACACCUUCUGUCUGUGAGCCCGGACAGUGAACUGGUGGCCGUGGCAGAUCUGUCUUAUAAAGUAGCUGUGCUGAAGUUGAAAUCAAAAGAGGUUGUAUGUGAUUUACCGAGUUAUAAAUCAAGAGUAACAGCCUUGACCUUCACAUCAGACAGUAGGAAAUUAAUUACAGCAUACACAGACCAAAAGAUAUACGAGUUUGACAUCCGAAAGAAAGAGUACAGUGAUUGGUGCCGAGAGGUGUGUGAUAAAUUCCCGGAUGCUUGGACACGAAGGCACCAAAAAAUUUGCCGAAUCUCCACCUCUCCACGUUACCCAGACAAAAUAUUCUUCUGUGACUUGGAUAAGUUUUUCAUUCUGGACAAAACUCAGCCAUUCCCAGACAGAAAGGCGAAACCGUUUGACUUGGUUGCCAGGCCAAAUUCUUCUAAAGUGUCAGCCUUUCAUGUUUGCACAAGAUUUCGUUAUCUAAUUCACAUGGACUUCGUUAGAGACGAUUGGGUUGUCAUGGUGGAACGCACUAAGCUAGCCAUGAUGGAGUCGCUUCCAAUGGCAAUGAAACAGAAGAAGUUUGGAACCUGAGGUGGAGGCAACGUCCCACAAAUGCUCAACUCCAGAGUGGAGAACAGAAUAUAUACAGACUCCAGAGAAGUUUGGGGUACACUUCUAUUGACGGGUGUAUGGCACAUGAUGAAAGUGAAUUCUCCAUUUGUCUGCUGUGUCGUCAUCAACUGCAGACAAUGUUCAAUGAUAUUUGUUGUUAACUAUGGACUAAAGACAAAGGGAGAUCAAGUAUCUUCUUUAUGGGAGCUUUGUCUUGUUAUUGAAUGUGUGAAUUUUAUGUACACUUCAGUGAAGGAACUUAUCAAUUGUUUUAUUAAAUGGAUGAAUAUUUUGAA
This is a messenger RNA of Ostrea edulis (European flat oyster), 2502 nucleotides long. RefSeq names its product U3 small nucleolar RNA-associated protein 4 homolog. Lineage: Eukaryota; Metazoa; Mollusca; Bivalvia; Ostreida; Ostreidae. Gene Ontology annotation, biological process: maturation of SSU-rRNA from tricistronic rRNA transcript (SSU-rRNA, 5.8S rRNA, LSU-rRNA). Bases 167 to 2185 code for a protein of 672 amino acids. The record is from RefSeq and is a predicted model, not a curated record. Gene Ontology annotation, cellular component: small-subunit processome; 90S preribosome; t-UTP complex. The transcript is spliced from 19 exons. Gene Ontology annotation, molecular function: RNA binding; protein binding.